UAUAUCAGCAUUGAAUAUAAAAUUCAAAUAAAUUUUAGAAUCUAAAAGUUGACCUCAAAAUAAUGAGAGAAGCCAGACAUAUGAAUCCAUUUAUGUGACAUUCUGAAAAAGGCAAGAUUAUAGGGAUAAAAUUCAUCUCAGUGCUUGCCAGGAGCUGGGAGUGGAAGAAGGAAAUUGCAGAGGAACACAAGGAAAUUUGGAGAUGAUGAAAAAUGUUCUAUAUCUUGAUUGUGAUGGUGGUUACAUGACUGCGUAUACUUGUAAAAAUUUAAUUAGCUAUACAAUUUAAAAGGGUGAAUUUUACUUUAUGUAAAUUGUAUCUCAAUAAACCUGACUUUUUAGAAAAAAAUCAGGUUACUCCAGGCUCCCUUUUCAGGCUAAUUCACUCCUGCAUCUACUCUUUCUUACUUGCUUUUGGGAAUACCCGGAUAGAAGAGUUUGAGAAUUACCCAUUUAACAUCUCUUCUCUUUAAAAGAAGGAGUUUUGAGUAUGAUUCUGAGUAAGAUGGAUCCCAAGAUCUUGAACAAUUUAAACAUGAACAAGCAUUUCAGGAGUAGGAGGUAUAGGGCAACUUCAAAUGUAUAUAAAAUACCAACAUACCUACACACAAUGUUUUAGAGAUAUGUAAUCAUUUAUCUCAGUCUUCCUAAACCUCCUUACUUGUGAAAUGUUCACUUGCUGCUCUAUAUCAAUAAGGCAAGUCUAUCAGUUUCUUGUAGUGCAAAGUACCACAGAUUAGGUGGCUAAAACAAGGGAAAUUUAUUUUCUCACAGUUCUGGAUGCUAGAAGUCUGAGACCAAGGUGUCAGUGGAAUUGGCUCCUUUGGAGGCCUCUCGUCUUGGCUUGUAGAGGACCGUCUUCUCUUCCUUGUGUCUUCACAUUGUUUUCCUUCUCUGUGUGUCUGUGUCCUAAUCUCCUCUUCUUAUAACGACACCAGUCAUAUUGGGUUAGGGCCCACCCUAAUGACCUCAUUUUAACGUGAUUAACUCUUUAAAGACCCUAUCUCCAAAUACGGUCACCUUCUCAGGGGUUAGGAACGCAAUAUAUGACUCUGGGGGAACAUAAUUCAGUCCAGAACAGCAUGCUUCUCAUUCCUUACCUCUCCAGCCAUAUGACGUCUCCCGAGAUGUACCCUCCCCCUUUAUUUUUUUUCACUUUGGUUUCCUCACUGCUCUGUCAACAUUUGCAAAAGGUGGCAGGAAACCCAAACACUCUGACACCCUAAGGUGCUCUAACACUGGAUGCAGGCCCAGAUGGAAAAGUGUGCCAUUUAAUGUGUUUGUUUUUGUUUGGGUAUAUUCCUACAAAUCCUUUCCUCAAAAGGUUUUGUGGAGCAACUUUGAACUCUCAAACUACAUCCGGAAUGCAUCAGACAUGUCGAACAGAAACUUAAGUACUUCCUACAGUGCAUAUAGCCUUGAACUUGUUGCCAGCACACAUAUAAAUGGCGAGAAAUGCUUGAAUAGCAAAUCUGCAGUAAGGCAACAAUAGUGCAGUUGUGUUUUUUUUGUUUUUGUUUGCGGUACGCGGGCUUUUCACUGUUGUGGCCUCUCCCGUUGCGGAGCACAGGCUCCGGACGCGCAGGCUCAGCGGCCAUGGCUCACGGGCCCAGCCGCUCCGCGGCACGUGGGAUCUUCCCGGACUGGGGCACGAACCCGCGUCCCCUGCAUCGGCAGGCGGACUCUCAACCACUGUGCCACCAGGGAAGCCCAAUAGUGCAGUUUUUAACCCCAGCUUCUGCUGCUAGUGUGGGUAAUUAAUGGUCAGAAAAAAGUCAGAUCCAAAAGUAGUUAAUCUCUGAGCAGUACAAUCAUUUCAAGCUGAAGAGACUCCUCUUCUACUGAAAGGCAGGGAGACUUGUUGAACUUCUGACAGAAGGACCCUCAGUGCUGGCUCUGCUUCCUCUACCACAAGACGCUAUUCCCAGGCAACUCUUGGAGAAAUGGGAGCAAGUCCAGUGGUCUUUGCAUGGUCUCAUGGCGCAGCAAAUGGAAACCAGUUGGGAAGGUGUGGUCCCUCCACGGAUGAGGUUGCUGUCCAGUGGAAGACAGGACAGGCUGGACAAGAACUGCACAGAUACACUGGAUUACAAUAUCCGCGGAGUGAUGAGGAGGUGGCCGUAAUGCUUGGUGCAAGGUUGAUAGGAGUGACUGCGAAGCAUCCAGAAGGGAAGACACCUGAUGAAGUAAAGAGGAUGCAAUGUAACCACAGAGAAAGAGAUUGGAGUGAAGUGGUUACAAGUCGAAGAAUGCCAACUACCACAAGACUCUCGAAGAGGCAAAAAAACAGAUCUUCCCUAAGGCCUCCAGAGAAAAGAAAUUCUGCUUGCUGGAAGAUCUGGUUGCUGGAAGAUCCAGCUCCAAAGGCGAAGGCCCCGAGGAGAAACGGGAAAUGGAAUGAUCAGUUUGUGGGACUGGAGUGUAUACAGGAAGUAUACGCCACUGAGCAAAUGCCUAAUUGCCUUCCAGGGCACAGAGGCCCUAGGGCCCUAUGCUUGGCGCUGAUACCUGUCACCACUGCUGAGUGGACACAAGGGAGUUGGUCUACUCAAUAAAGGCAUUAGGGUCCUACCUGUUAAUCUCUUGCCUUAGGGCCUGUGCAUAGGCCCCUUAUCCAUUAUGCUAUCAACUCCUGCCCCACUGAGGCAGAAUAAGAUUGCAGUCUGUAUGAUAUUGCUUACACGUGGAAUCUAAAAAAAUACAACAAACUAGUGAAUAUAACAUAACAGAAGCAGACUCACAGAUACUGUGUAGAGAACAAACUAGUGGUUACCAGUGGGAAAGCGGGGAGGGGAAAUAUAGAGAUGGGGGAGUUGGAGGUACAAACUAUUGGGUAUAAGACAGGCUCAAGGAUGUAACGUACAACAUAGGGAAUAUAGCCAAUGUUUUGUAAUAAGUGUAAAUGGAAAGUAACCUUUAAAAAUUGUAUAAAAUUUAAAAAAGAUUUAAAGAAUAGGAUUGCAGUGGUUGUCCUGAG
Messenger RNA from Physeter macrocephalus (sperm whale), 2977 nucleotides. RefSeq lists its product as uncharacterized. The record is from RefSeq and is a predicted model, not a curated record. The transcript has 4 exons. Lineage: Eukaryota; Metazoa; Chordata; Mammalia; Artiodactyla; Physeteridae. Bases 1944 to 2555 code for a protein of 203 amino acids.